AUGUCCGCAUCGUACCAAAUCAAAUCUGAGCAACCUACAAAUUUCAUAGAUCUUGAUGAUGAAGCAUAUACAAAGGAUAGAAAUAAGGAAAUAUCUAAUGCAUCUCAUGAUAAACAAUUAAUAGAACAAUUAAUUGAUAAAUGUGAUUCUUCAAAUGUAAAUUUAUUACAUCAACAUUUGACGGAUUCUGAUAUUUCAACUGUUAUUAAUGCAGCAAUAAUUAAGAAAAAAUGUAAUGAACUUCGAUUAGGAUAUAAUAAUAUUACAUGUGAAGGUAUAAAAAUUUUAGUUGAUGCAUUACGAAAUAAUACAAGUUUAGAGCGAUUAAAUUUAUUUGCUAAUCAAAUAUCUGAUCAAGGUGUAUGUUAUCUUACAGAAAUGCUUUUAUUGAAUAAUUUCAAGCUUAAAAUACUUUUUAUUGGUCAAAAUCAAAUAACAGAUAAAGGUGUUGAAUAUUUAUCUGAAAUGCUUAAAACAAAUACAAUAUUAACUCAUUUAGGAUUAUCUAAUAAUAAAAUAAGUGAUGAUGGUGUUAUUCUAUUAGCAAAUGCACUUAUGAAUCAUAAUAAAACUUUAAAAGAAUUAUAUUUAUGGGGAAACCAAUCGAUUGGUGAUAAUUGUAUUGAUGCAUUAGCUGAUAUGCUUGUAUAUAAUCGAACAUUAAAUAAACUGAUUUUAUUUGAUUGUAAUCUAUCUGAAUUAAGUAAAGAAAGAUUAAGAGAAGUAAUUAAACCAAGAAAUGAUUUUGAACUAUGCUUAUAA
Adineta steineri is the source of this 762-nucleotide messenger RNA. NCBI's taxonomy places the organism in Eukaryota, Metazoa, Rotifera, Eurotatoria, Adinetida, Adinetidae. The record is from the annotation of a GenBank genome assembly.